This is a messenger RNA of Astyanax mexicanus (Mexican tetra), 1072 nucleotides long. It is a transcript of the gene tusc2a, whose product is annotated as tumor suppressor 2, mitochondrial calcium regulator a. Gene Ontology annotation, biological process: inflammatory response; regulation of mitochondrial membrane potential. The record is from RefSeq and is a predicted model, not a curated record. Bases 185 to 520 code for a protein of 111 amino acids. Lineage: Eukaryota; Metazoa; Chordata; Actinopteri; Characiformes; Acestrorhamphidae. Gene Ontology annotation, cellular component: mitochondrion. The transcript is spliced from 4 exons.
CCUGUACCGGAAUAACGCAGGAGUGAAUAUGGCGCUGCGGACGGAUCCAGAGCUGAACGGGACGGCGGUUUAAAGGCGAAACUGGCCCAAACUCAGCAAUGAUACACUUAAUAACAGCCUGAGCUACAGAGAACCCCUGGCCCUGUACCCGUCUGUCCUGCCGAAUAAUGUCCUGUCAUUAAAAAUGGGAGGCAGUGGAUCCAAAGCUAAAGGAAUCUGGCCGUUCUCCGGCUCAGGGUCCAGCGGAGACUCCACUGGUGAGGUCAGCGAGCAGUCUUUAGCCCGGCUCCGCGGCUCCAAAAACGCUACCCCUUUCGUCUUUACAAGGAGAAGUUCCUUGUACUACGAUGAGGACGGUGAUCUGGCUCACGAGUUCUAUGAGGAGACAGUGGUGACCAAAAAUGGACGAAAGAAGGCCAAGCUGAAAAGGAUCCAAAAGAAUCUCAUACCUCAGGGAAUCGUGAAACUGGAUCAUCCACGAAUCCACGUUGAUUUCCCAGUCAUCCUUUGUGAAGUAUAAAGACACCGACCGUCUGAGGCUAGGAGACGCUGCACCAAUCAAAGCUUUCCCCUCUCUGCUACCUACCAUCCUUCCUUCCUCGAUGGUCCUCAGCUGCUCCGAUCUUCAUCGUGACCCGUACGUGUUCCUCGUAGAGGACGAGCCGCAUCGUCCUCACAGGACUCACUGCACUUUAGCAGGCUAGAGGCAUUCGACAAGCAGGGUGAACUGGAGUAAGUGUUUCACUCUUUGGCGUACUGAUAGUCAGUAGACCCACGUUCUCCUGCCUUCUGUGAUGUACAGACGAGUUAGAGUGUGUGUUCCGUCAGUGCGAUCAGUCUGAAUGAGGGAGAGCAGAGUUUUGAGAUGCAGGGACUGUUAUGUCCUUCCUGCAUGGCUGCCUGUCGACCAAGUGUGGCAUGUUUUUAAUCAUUGUAUUGUACAUAACUAUUCUGUUAUAUCAGAGUCUGCCUCUGUCUGUUGUAUUCGAGCCCAGACCUGCACUAGUAAUUAUUUGAUGUAUAGUAAGUUAUGAGAGUUGACAUACUUGAAUAAAAUGGUCUACUCACCAAA